Molecule: messenger RNA, 1755 nt
Organism: Saccharomyces kudriavzevii IFO 1802
Lineage: Eukaryota; Fungi; Ascomycota; Saccharomycetes; Saccharomycetales; Saccharomycetaceae
Gene: CLN3
Product: cyclin CLN3
Exons: 1
Coding region: 1-1755 (584 amino acids)
Biological process (GO): regulation of cyclin-dependent protein serine/threonine kinase activity; mitotic cell cycle phase transition
Cellular component (GO): nucleus; cyclin-dependent protein kinase holoenzyme complex; cytoplasm
Molecular function (GO): cyclin-dependent protein serine/threonine kinase regulator activity
Source: RefSeq, a predicted model, not a curated record
AUGACCAUAUUGAAAGACACCAUAAUCAGAUACGCUAAUGCAAGCUAUGCUACAUCUACUGCUGGCUCCACUGGUGCCGCUGCCGCUGCCGCGGCCGCUGCCAGCACCACUUCAUAUCCGAACUUGCCCUUGCUCUUGCAGAAGAGGCGGGCUAUUGCUAGCACAAAGUCCAAGAACCCUAACCUCGUCAAAAGGGAAUUGCAAGCGCAUCACUCGGCCAUCAGCGAGUACAACACCGAUCAUUUGAAUCACUACUUCCAACUCUCCCGUGCAGAAAAGCCGCUUUACAACUUGUCCAAUUUCACCUCCCAGCCGCAGGUCAACCCGAAGAUGCGGUUCUUGAUCUUCGAUUUCAUCAUGUACUGCCACACAAGACUCAAUCUUUCGACCUCGACGUUGUUCCUCACUUUCACCAUCCUGGACAAGUACUCCUCCCGAUUCAUCGUCAAGAGCUACAACUAUCAGCUCUUGUCCUUAACCGCGCUUUGGAUUUCAUCCAAGUUUUGGGACUCCAAAAACAGAAUGGCCACUUUGAAAGUCCUCCAAAACCUGUGUUGCAACCAAUAUUCCAUAAAGCAAUUCACCACCAUGGAGAUGCAUCUCUUCAAAUCGCUCGAUUGGUCUAUCUGCCAGUCGGCCACAUUCGACUCUUACAUCGACAUCUUCUUGUUCCAGUCCACCUCUCCAUUGUCGCCCCUCCCCUCCCUUUCUGCCCCCUUGGAAGCCUUCAUUCAACAGAAACUGGCCUUAUUAAAUGAUGCUGCUGGUACUGCUAUUAAUAAGCCCUCCUCUCCUCAGGGUCCCACUUUCAACAUCAACGAAAUUAAAUUGGGCGCCAUCAUGUUGUGCGAAUUGGCUUCCUUCAACCUCGAAUUAUCAUUUAAGUAUGAUCGUUCAUUAAUUGCGCUGGGUGCAAUUAACCUCAUCAAGUUGUCUUUGAACUACUACAAUUCAAACGUUUGGGAAAACUUCAACAUAGCUUUCGAGGAAAACGGCCAAGAUUUAGACAUUAAGCUUUCAGAUAUCUCCAACACUUUACUGGACGUGGCAAUGGACCAAGAUUUGUUCCCCUCCAGUUUCAAGUCUAAGUAUUUGAACAACAGUAAGACGUCCCCAGCAAAGUCCCUCUUGGACGCAUUACAGAACUAUUGUAUUCAGCUGAAAUUGGAGGAGUUCUACCGUUCGCAAGAACUGGAAACCAUGUACAAUGGCAUCUUUUCUGCCCAAUACUACGAUGACGAUUCAUUGGCCGGCGUUUAUUCGAAUGCCACCACGCCAAAAAGCGCCACAGUUUCAUCUGCAACUACUGAUUACUUCUCCGAUCACACUCAUUUGAGAAGAUUGACCAAAGACAACAUCUCUACGCCCUUUGCCUUCACUCCAACAUCAUCUUCAUCUUCGCCAUCUCCAUUCACCUCCCCUUACAAGACUUCAAGUUCAAUGACGACCCCAGACUCUGCAUCCCACCAUUCACAUUCGGGCUCGUCUUCCACUCAAAAUUCUUUCAAAAGAUCGUUGAGUAUCCCACAAAAUUCAAGCAUCUUUUGGCCAAGCCCAUUAACUCCCACCACUCCCUCCCUUAUGUCAAACAGAAAAUUGCUUCAAAAUUUAUCUGUACGUUCGAAAAGACUAUUGCCCAUCAGAGGCAUGGCCAGUGCUCACUCAUUUGCUGCCCCCACACAUCUAAAAAAGAGAUCAACUUCCUCUGUGGAUUGUGAUUUUAAUGAUAGUAGCAACCUCAAGAAAACUCGCUGA